AUGCCGCAGGACACAUGUUCUGGGUGGCUCACCAAACAGGGUGGGCGUGUCAAGUCUUGGAAGAAGCGAUGGUUCACACUGCGCGGCGUGCAGCUCCUCUACUUCAAAGACCCAUCUGACUUCAAGCCGCUUGGUGCCAUCACGCUGGCAGAUCGCCGGCCCACGACCAACCCGUUCAACAGCAAAGUCACCUGCGAGGUGCGGUUUGUGCCAGAAGAUGAGGAGCCCAAGAAAGCCAACUGCUUUGAGAUCAAAUCGAGCGAUUCGACACAGCGCACCUUCUACUGCUACGCACCAAGCGCCAAAGAAGCAGAUCGCUGGAUGGAUGCACUCACACGCGUCGUCUACGGCAGCCGAGGCGGCGGCAUGUUUGGCACUGACCUCGCUGUUCAGCUUAUCCGAGAGUUAUGCUGUGGACGGCCUCACCACGCUCACCUGACGCCUUGGCUGCACCAACACGGUAUCCGCGACACGCCGCUCGUGCACGCCCUCACCAUGGCCCUCAUCAGGGACCACGAGUCGUACUUUGCCGUCAUGCCCGCGCAGCGCCCUUGUGCUGGCUCACCACCACCACCACCACCGCCACCAUCUCCACCACCGCUGCUGCUGUCAGCGCGUGCGCCGUCACUGCCCACGACCGAGCACGCCCACCCACCGCUUUACGACGAAUUUGAUGUCGACGACGACGCAGACACGGACCACGAGUCGUACUUUGCCGUCAUGCCCGCGCCGUCAUCGCCUGCGCCGUCACUGCCCACGACCGAGCACGCCCACCCACCGCUCUACGACGACUUUGAUGUCGACGACGACGCAGACACAUCAAAGGCAACGUCCGGCCACACGAGCCGCCGCGCAACAGCGUGA
Salpingoeca rosetta is the source of this 864-nucleotide messenger RNA. RefSeq lists its product as uncharacterized. The record is from RefSeq and is a predicted model, not a curated record. NCBI's taxonomy places the organism in Eukaryota, Choanoflagellata, Craspedida, Salpingoecidae. The transcript has 12 exons. The coding region runs from base 1 to 864 and encodes 287 amino acids.